GUUUCCUUCGCCUUCGGCUCGAUGGCCCAAAAUCCCGACGCAAAUGGCUAUGCUCUCGUAGAUUCCCUUCCAGAGGAGGAGACUGCUGAUAACAGCGCCGACUAUGAAGACGACUCUCAGGUCCACUUGGCUUCGCUGGUCGAGAAGAAGAGGCUCUGGUGGCGAAAUGCUGUCAUCAACACGGCAUUCAUAGCGUCGUGGUUUCUCUUCGCCACAGUCCUUUCAGUCUAUAACAAAUGGAUGUUCUCGCCGGACCACUUUGGCUUCCCCUCUCCGCUGUUUGUCACGACUCUGCAUAUGUUCGUCCAGUUCUUACUCGCGACAAUCUUAAGAGUAGCGUGGCCUCGUCAAUUCCGCCCCGAGCAGAGCCCCUCACGAGCUGAUUACUUACGCAGAGCCAUUCCGACGGGCAUAACCACUGGACUAGACAUCGGACUAUCUAACCUCUCCUUGAAGCUCAUUACAUUAUCUUUCUAUACAAUGUGUAAAUCAUCAUCACUCAUAUUCGUCCUCCUGUUCGCUUUCCUGUUCCAUCUUGAGCACUUUUCGCUCAGGCUCAUCGGCGUUAUCGCCCUAAUCUUCGCGGGAGUACUGCUGAUGGUCGCGACCGAGACGCACUUUGUCCUGCCCGGCUUCCUGCUCGUCAUGAGCGGGAGCGCUCUCGGAGGAUUCCGCUGGAGUCUCACACAGCUACUGCUCAGAAACAAGAAGAUGGGCUUCAACAAUCCACCCGCCACUGUAUUCUGGCUCGCACCCAUCAUGGGCGUCACGCUCGCCAUCACUACUGUGUUCGUCGACGGCUGGUCGAGGAUUUUCAGCAACGCUUUCUUCGACGGAGCCUCGGCAUCGCUGCGGACGUGUCUCUUCUUGAUUUCUCCGGGAGUGCUGGCCUUCUGCAUGGUAUUGAGCGAAUUCUACAUCCUCCAACGUGCGGGAGUCGUCCCGAUGUCAAUAGCCGGCAUAGCCAAGGAAGUCACCACUAUCAGCAUCUCUGCGUGGUUCUUCGGGGAUGAGCUGACGCCCCUCAACAUCACUGGAGUGGCGAUCACAGUCUGCGGCAUUGCACUGUACACUUUCCACAAAUACCGUUUAUCCAUGGACGCGAAGGUGCCCCUUGACGCCCACGGGAACCCGAUUGUUGAGGACACGGAGAGCAGCGCGGAAGAGACCGUUGCUUUGCAGGACGACCUAUCAGAUGAAGGGCUACGCCACACAUCAGAACCUGAUGCUAGGAGCGGCCUCGAUUCGCAUCCGGAACAAACUUCGCUCCUUGACCGCGAUCUGCUCUUUGAUGUGGGCAGUGAUGGCGGAGCAGGGUCCCCAGAUGCGAAUGAAGACGAUACAAUCGCAAAGCCCAAGGACGCUGAGUUGGCAGCGCAAUAUCUAGAUGAUCAGGCGCAGGAUCUACAUAGAGUGUGGAAGAGAGACGCUGAUGCUGUAGUUGACCAGUUGCAGUGAUCUGCAUUCGGAAUUCAGGACGCGUCUCCUACCGCCGGGACGAGGUGCAACGUGCGAAAAGACUGCGAAUAGAUUGGUCUGUUGAGGUCAGAAGGUAUGGCGUCUCGUGUCUGGACUCGGUGCGUGCGUGUGUAUACUUUGCUUGGUUUCGGUGGCGUAAAUCCGAUCGCCGACGCUAGCCAUCGUUUUUGCCUUGCGUGCGUAUCUAUCAUCGCGUAUGCGAGUUUUCAUGCGAUUUCGACUGUUUGCGGUGGGCAAGGAGCGAUAGCUCGGUCUGCUGCGCCAUGCGCUCACCGCUUCCUC
Molecule: messenger RNA, 1761 nt
Organism: Laetiporus sulphureus 93-53
Lineage: Eukaryota; Fungi; Basidiomycota; Agaricomycetes; Polyporales; Laetiporaceae
Product: TPT-domain-containing protein
Exons: 7
Coding region: 22-1458 (478 amino acids)
Biological process (GO): UDP-glucose transmembrane transport
Cellular component (GO): Golgi apparatus; endoplasmic reticulum-Golgi intermediate compartment; cis-Golgi network
Molecular function (GO): antiporter activity
Source: RefSeq, a predicted model, not a curated record